Messenger RNA from Lolium rigidum, 1038 nucleotides. Its product is annotated as F-box protein At5g07610-like. The transcript is spliced from 3 exons. Gene Ontology annotation, molecular function: protein binding. Lineage: Eukaryota; Viridiplantae; Streptophyta; Magnoliopsida; Poales; Poaceae. The record is from RefSeq and is a predicted model, not a curated record. Bases 1 to 1038 code for a protein of 345 amino acids.
AUGGCAUCGGAGCCGUCCGCGCUACCCGAAGACCUCCAGGCGGAGGUCCUCCGCCGUCUCCCGCCGCACGUCCUGGCCGCGUCCCGGCAGGUCUGCAAGGCGUGGCGCGACUUGGUCGACGCCCGUCUGCGAGGUCACCUGCUCUCGAGCUCCGUGCGCGGCAUCUUCAUCAACUACGACGAGCUUGACUUCUCGGAGUUCUUCUCGCGUCCCUCGACGGGGCCGGCGAUCCGCGGAGGGCUCGGCUUCCUGCCCUGCGACGGCGUCAAGACCACGGACCACUGCAACGGGCUCCUGCUCUGCAGCGAUGGUGGUGGGGAUCGCGACUACGUCGUCAACCCGGCCACGCGGCGGUGGGCGCGGCUGCCACCACGCCCUCGGCCGUGCAAAAGGGGAUUCGGCCACAUUGCCUAUCUCGCGUUCGACCCCGCCGUGUCGCCGCACUACCAGGUUUUCCUGAUCCCGCGCCUGCCAAUGCCUUCCGCGUCUAGGAAACCCGACGACAACCCAUUGCUUCAACCCGAGUGGCCUCCUGCGUCGUACGUGCUGCAUGCGUUUUCCUCUACGUCUCAUAGGUGGGACAAGAUCACCUUUCUUCGGGAAGGGAAAGCUGCGGGGAUCCUAGCCGACAUGGGUUCGGGUCUAUGGUAUGGUCAGUACCAUGCCGUCUACUGGGGAAGUGCGCUCUACUUCCAUUGCCAGCAUGGCUAUCUCACCAGACUGUCCAUCUCAAAUCGCACGUACACAGUAGUUAGACUACCAGGUGCGGAUGAAUUCGAAGCAUAUCACAACCGCCAUUAUUUGGGGACAUCACUCAGAGGGGUGUAUUGCGCAAAAAAUAAUCGCCGGCUUGGACUUCAGCUUUGGCACCUCGAUGAAUCUCGCGGUCCAACAGAAUGGGUGUUGGUACAUGAUGUGGAGCUCGAGACCUUUGCACGCAGAUUCCACCCAAGGGAGGAGGGCCAUGCUAAAAAAUUACACAAACAAUGGAUCCUACAAGAUGUUAACUACCGUAAGGUCCUUGAGAAAUACCACUGA